Molecule: messenger RNA, 1455 nt
Organism: Exophiala bonariae
Lineage: Eukaryota; Fungi; Ascomycota; Eurotiomycetes; Chaetothyriales; Herpotrichiellaceae
Exons: 4
Coding region: 1-1455 (484 amino acids)
Biological process (GO): transmembrane transport
Cellular component (GO): membrane
Molecular function (GO): transmembrane transporter activity
Source: RefSeq, a predicted model, not a curated record
AUGGAUCCGAUUGAAGCAGAAGGUAACAUAAACAUUAAUGGAAAGCACGAUGUCGAAUUAGAGCACACAGAGAGACUGGACGAUGUGCAAAAGCACGAGCCUUCUCCGUUGACCAAAGCCCAGACCCGGCGCUUCAAGACUAAGGUUGACUUUCAUGUCUUACCUAUGCUGGGUAUAAUUUAUGCAAUCUCCAUCAUCGAUCGUAUCAAUAUCGGCUCCGCCAAGGUCCUAGGAAUGCAGCAAGACUUGAAUCUAGGUACUGGACAGCGAUACUCGAUCAUUCUAAUGCUGUUCUUUCCAGGUUAUGCCAUCUCGGAUGUGCCGUCGAACUGGAUCUUAACCCGAGUUCAACCAAGGAUCUGGCUCCCUUUUCUCACUUUCUCGUGGGGCGCUGUAUUGACAGGUAUGGCAUUCCUACAUAAUUGGCAGGCGAUGGCUUUCUGUCGUUUCCUCCUUGGGAUAUUCGAAGGUGGUGUCCUGCCCGGCAUUACUUUCACGAUCGCGUGCUGGUAUACAAGGACAGAACUACACAAACGCAUAGCCGUGGCCUAUGGAAUCGGCAUCAUCGCUUCUGCACUCGCCGGCAUUCUCUCUUUCGGCCUGGGUUCCAUGGGCGGACUCCGAGACAUGAAAGGAUGGAGAUGGAUUUUUUCGAUCGAAGGAGGUGCUUCUAUGCUCGUUGGUCUCAUUGCACCUUUUUUUGUGCCUAGGUUUCCUGAUUCCUCCAAAUGGAUCAAACCGGAUGAGCGAAAAUAUCUUUAUUCAAAACUCGAACAGGAUCGUGGAGACUAUAAGACCGAAGUGGUGAAUUGGUCUUCCUUCGUGAAGACUUCCAAGGACUGGACGCUCUGGGUCCAAGGGACGAUAUACGCCUUCAACGUCGGGACGGCAAAUGCGACGGCAUUUUUUGCUCCAACCAUCAUCACGGGUCUCGGUUAUUCCGGGUUGGAUGCCAGUCUUCGCUCUGGGUAUCCGUUCUUUGCGGCGCUCGGUCUUUUGGCGAUCACCUCGACAGUGUCCGAUAGAUACCAAAAGCGAGCAUCUGUGUGUAUUUUCAACUCCAUCGUUAUGAUCAUUGGUUUCACAAUUAUGCGCCGAGGGUUUUCCAAUGAAACUCGAUACGCAGGUAUCUUCUUGGCCACCAUGGGCGUGCACUCCAAUACCCCAGCCUUGUUGGCCUUUAAUCAGUCCAACGUGAUUGGAUCAGCUGGUCGAGCGGUGUCUGCUGGGAUUCUCAUUGCGUGCGGAGCCAUAGGAGGGAUCAUCGGAAGUCUGAUCUUCCGUGGUCAAGAUGCCCCUGCUUACGGUCCUGGAAUUUACACUACGAUCGGCCUGACAACUUACAUGGUUUUCGCUUUGAGCUUCAUGAUCUGGAUUUAUUGGAAGCGCAACAAGGCAGCGGAUAGAGAUGGUGUUGAUAUCGCAGGGGUUCCAGGAUUCAGAUAUGCCUUGUGA